AUGGCGUGGCCGUGCAUCACAAGGGCCUGCUGCAUCGCACGCUUCUGGAACCAGCUGGACAAGGCAGACAUUGCGGUGCCGCUGGUUUUCACCAAGUACUCAGAGGCCACCGAGCAUCCAGGAGCCCCGCCGCAGCCCCCAGCGCCGCUGCAGUCCGCGAUAGCGCCCCCCUCGCGCGCUGUCGCCAUAGAGACGCAGCCGGCCCAGGGCGAGUCGGAUGUAGUUGCCCGGGCAACAGGGCCGGCUCCCGGGCCUAGCGGCGACCGCGAGACUGCAACCGCCCCCGGCCGGAGCGGGCUGGGUCUGGGCGCGGCCUCGGGCUCUACUUCCGGCUCUGGCCCCGCGGACUCGGUGAUGCGACAGGACUACCGCGCUUGGAAGGUGCAGCGGCCAGAGCCCAGCUGCCGGCCGCGCAGCGAGUACCAGCCGUCCGACGCGCCCUUCGAGCGCGAGACCCAGUACCAGAAGGACUUCCGCGCCUGGCCACUCCCCCGCCGCGGGGACCACCCCUGGAUCCCCAAGCCGGUGCAGAUCCCUUCGACUUCGCAACCUUCCCCAUCCGUUCUUGGGGUGCCCAAGCGUCGGCCUCAGAGCCAAGAGCGCGGGAUCAUGCAGACCUCUGCCGAAGCCCGGGACCCGGAAGGCGCAGGAGGAGCCGGGGUGCCGGCGGCGGGAAAGGCGUCCGGAGCAGACCUGCGCGACACACGCAGGAAGGCCGGACCCGCGUGGAUGGUGACUCGCAACGAAGGGCACGAGGAGAAGCCUCUGCCCCCGGCCCAGUCCCUGACCCAGGAGGGCGGCCCUGCAGCUGGCAAGGCGUCCGGAGCAGACCUGCGUGACACACGCAGGAAGGCCGGACCCGCGUGGAUGGUGACUCGCACCGAAGGGCACGAGGAGAAGCCUCUGCCCCCGGCCCAGUCCCUGACCCAGGAAGGCGGCCCGGCAGCUGGCAAGGCCUCUGGUGCAGACCAGCGUGACACACGCAGGAAGGCGGGCCCGGCAUGGAUGGUGACUCGCACCGAAGGGCACGAGGAGACGCCUCUGCCCCCGGCCCAAUCCCUGACCCAGGAAGGCGGCCCGGCAGCUGGCAAGGCCUCUGGUGCAGACCAGCGUGACACACGCAGGAAGGCGGGACCGGCAUGGAUGGUGACUCGCACCGAAGGGCACGAGGAAAAACCGCUGCCCCCGGCCCAGUCCCUGACCCAGGAAGGCGGUCCUGCAGCUGGCAAGGCCUCUGGUGCAGACGAGCGUGACACAAGGAGGAAGGCGGGGCCGGCCUGGAUGGUGCGUCGCUCUGAGGGGCACGAGCAAACAACCACUGGCCAUGCCCAAGCCGCAGGGCCCGAAGGUGGCAAAGGGCGCGCCGUGGCAGAUGCCCUCAAUAGGCAAAUCCGAGAGGAGGUGACGAGUACAGUGAGCAGCUCCUACAGGUGAGACAGGGGCAGCAGGUGAUGCUGGU
This is a messenger RNA of Cricetulus griseus (Chinese hamster), 1459 nucleotides long. The record is from RefSeq and is a predicted model, not a curated record. Lineage: Eukaryota; Metazoa; Chordata; Mammalia; Rodentia; Cricetidae.